AUGAGCUCUUCGAAGCGUCCUUUGUCUUCUCCCACUUUCCAGUCCUCCAAAAGACAACAUGUACACCGAGAGGCUAACGGCGAGUUGCCGGAGCAAAUUCACGAUCAACCACCUGAGAAAAUCAUUUCGGCAGGCGGAAACAAGGCUCCCGCUACUUCAGCAAGCCUCACAACGGAGUUUGACUACAUAUUGCGUUAUCACAGCUCUCUCGCAGCUCCCAUCGUCGGCCUUCUUGACUUGUAUCUCUGCUUGUGGAAAUGCUACGUUGUCGAUUCUGCAUUGAAGAUACGACUUGAGAAAGAGCAACGUCUUCUCCAGAGGUCAAUUGAGUGGCUGACCACCGAAUGUGAUGUACUGCGCCAGUGCUGCAACGAUCAGGCUCUGGAGCUGUUUGGCCGCAGGCAAGCUGUGGCAGCCUUAAAUGAUGGGAUUGUCGAGGUUUUGAAGGCGAGCGAGAAACGUGCCUUCAGUGUGAUUGAGUUGAAAUAG
Molecule: messenger RNA, 489 nt
Organism: Penicillium brasilianum
Lineage: Eukaryota; Fungi; Ascomycota; Eurotiomycetes; Eurotiales; Aspergillaceae
Source: the annotation of a GenBank genome assembly